CGGUAGGAUCCGUUCACGUUGCUAGAACACGAGUAUUCUAACUAGUGACGGCGGAUUCCAAUCCCUUAGACGGAAAGAAGAACCAUCGCAGCCCAGUCGUGCCGGAACAAGGAACCGUCCAUCACCGUUUCGAGAGGCAAGAAUUCGGAGUAGGAUCUGUUCACGUUGCUAGAACACGAAUAUUAUAACUAGUGCCGGCAGAUUCCGACCCCUAAAUCUAGGGAACAACGAAGACAGCCCAUCGUACCGGAACAAGGAUAAACCCAUCAACCGUCUCGAAAGGCAGCAAUGAAAAUAGUACUAGAAGCCCUUUGCGAAGCGCAGUUGCUUAGACAUUCCGAUCGUGUUCCUGUUACAUGUCAAUCUUCAAUCGUCUUGGCCUCCGAUUACAAUGUUAUAGAAGUCGACUUUAAUUAUUGGCUAAUUACCGUAUCCGAACCACUACCAAUCUCCAUUAAAUGUGGAAAAAGAGACCUCGUAGCCGAAAUGUUAAAAACUAAUUCUUUACUUAAACUACAACCAGAUUGCAGUGCAUUUAUUGGAAGCUCCAGAGUACGAGCUAAAAACUUUGUCGAAGAAUAUAAGAACGUGACCUACAAGAGCCACGCCGUGGAGAUUCCAUAUGAUUGCUGUUCUCACAUUCCAGAGAAGUUUCAACCCCCAGAGUUGAAACCCCUGAAGCUAAGUAAGAUCGACACCGACGACCUUAACGUGGCCCAACACAAGCUGCACGAAUAUUCGGAAAAAUUAGAAAACCUACUUCAUCAACCAACCCUUCAGAAACAUUCUCACUGGCUGACAAUUAUUUCGAUUAUUUUAAUGACUGUUUUAGUACUUUGCUAUCUCGUUUGCAAAUGCCGGAGAAAGAAACCGACAACACUCAGCAUCGCCGAUGGUAACGAUCCUCAACAACCUCCGAAGCCAAGUCGAAGAUCCCUGAUCCCUAUGCAACUCAAAUCACUAACUCCGAAAAGACGGACUAGCAUCCAUCCAGAAGUAACUACCCGAGAACCUACGCUUUAAUUAGUCUACGAAAAGCUGCAGCAAGGCUCCACCUUUUCACUUAAUGGGGGAGCUGUUAUAUCCGGAAAUCCUAUUGUCCACAUGGGUUAAAUGCCACCGACCUGCAAGAGUGCAACGAUUGCGAAAACGUCGUGUCAACGAUAUGUCGCAACAUCCGCAGCCGUCG
Molecule: messenger RNA, 1189 nt
Organism: Cylas formicarius (sweet potato weevil)
Lineage: Eukaryota; Metazoa; Arthropoda; Insecta; Coleoptera; Brentidae
Exons: 2
Coding region: 289-1023 (244 amino acids)
Source: RefSeq, a predicted model, not a curated record